UGUGCCCUGAGCUGCCUGUUGCCGCUGCAAAACACGCCCGCCCGCCUCUUCACACGCUGCCCGUCUCCCUGCUGUUGCGACGUGCUGCCAACCCAGUCGCUGCUGCUGCUGCUGCCUGCCCAGCUCAGGCGGAGUUCUUGGAGCAUAGCGGAAAUUCUUGUCCGGCCAUACCCACACACCCUCUCUGGCUGA
Molecule: messenger RNA, 192 nt
Organism: Bipolaris victoriae FI3
Lineage: Eukaryota; Fungi; Ascomycota; Dothideomycetes; Pleosporales; Pleosporaceae
Exons: 1
Source: RefSeq, a predicted model, not a curated record